Acanthoscelides obtectus is the source of this 584-nucleotide messenger RNA. The record is from the annotation of a GenBank genome assembly. NCBI's taxonomy places the organism in Eukaryota, Metazoa, Arthropoda, Insecta, Coleoptera, Chrysomelidae.
CACUAAUACAACGGUUAUUUGAUAAUAAUAAUUUGUCCUUAUGACUUAAAAUAAAAAAUAAUUCAACCCUCGCAAUCACUUGUUUAAAUUACAGCAUCCUGGAGGUAGAGAUAUAAUAGAAGAACAUGCAGGAAAAGAUGCUACCAAAUAUUUUCUUAACAUUGGGCAUUCUAGCGAAGCCAAGAAUAAUUUGAAGGCUUUGAAAAUAGGUGAAGUCGCGGAGGAGAAACUGGACAGCAAACAAUACCAUAAUGUGAAGAAUGAUAAGAAGCCCAACCAGAGUUUCCUGUCCCUAGUAACCUGUGGGCUUAUGAGCUGAGGAAGUCACAUAUUUACACAACAGUGAAGUUCUAGAGACACGAAAAAAAGUGCGUGGUUAUACAUAAAACACAGACUCAUUUUAUCAAGCCCUCUGUUAGUACAUAUAGCAAUAAGUUCAGAGAUAUAAUGCACUACAGAUAGAGUCGUUAGAUAUAAUACCCGUAGGUAGGUUAAGUGCUUUUGUAAAACUUGUUUUAUGAUACAUGAAUUGUAACUGUAGUUUAUCGAAUGCAAAAUGUAAAUAAAGUAUCUGUUGCGAGGAA